This is a messenger RNA of Danaus chrysippus (African queen), 8043 nucleotides long. Lineage: Eukaryota; Metazoa; Arthropoda; Insecta; Lepidoptera; Nymphalidae. The record is from the annotation of a GenBank genome assembly.
AUGGAAGGUGCUGGCGAAGGUAUGGUGGCGGUCUUGGAAGGAACCAAAAAUGCAGGCCUUAAGGUCACAAUGCUUCCUAAUCGACUUCUUCGAAGAAAAUGUGUUCUUUUGGAUUUAGGCAUCAAUCCAACAACAAGACUGACACAAUCAAGUGUUGAUACUGGAACAGAAAAUGUAUUGAAGAACGCCAGCUCUCCUUUAUGCGAUGUCAAAUAUUCUUCCAGUUACCAAUUUUCAAAUUGUAUUCGUAACUCUCAUCAGUCUUCAUUCGGUUCUAAAUAUCAUCGGCAUGGAGGCUUUACAAGACACUCAAGUCUUUUUGAAGACUCUCUGAGAAAAUAUCCCGAUGGAACUGCGUCAUCUGAGAUUUUACAAAGAAUAAUUAAUUAUACUAACACAGAGCAAAAUUCUAGAGGAAACGAUGAUAAUAAUGGCAAUUCCUGUCAGAUGGAAUCAUCGUUUUCAAAACAUAAGCCAUGUUUCUUCCACCAACCAAGAAAAUGUGUUUGUAAAACGAAAUCGAAUAAUUUGAAACCGUUACAAAGUCUUAUGACUAAACUUUAUCCUGAUUUAAUUGUUAACAAAGAAGAUAAAAUACCAGUCAAUGGAGAAACUUUGAAAAAUCAAGAUGAAGAUAAUAUUAUGUCUGUAGUAUCGGAAUGGUCAGAAAAAAUACCUGUGUUUGCGAACUUUAGUGUCUCUGAUAGGAGGAAACAAGAAGAAUUGGCUCGCAAAUUAGCAAAAAACUUAAGUAAAUUAAAAAAUCAAAAAGAUUUUAUUCCAAAGGCUAAAUUAGAAAUAAUGGAUUAUCUCAAUUCUUCACCUAUUUGGCAACCUACUGAUUUAUCGGCGAAAAAUCGAUUUUUUGAAAUGCUUGUUUCUGAUCUAAUCAAGAGAUUAAAUAAUAUGUUUGGUCAAGAAGUAGAGCAAAAUAUCGCUCAAAUAUUGUCACGUUUACCUUUCAAAGAAGGUGUUGAUAUUAAACAAAUCCAAGAAGAUUUUAUUAGUAGGGUUAAGCCAACAAUUUUACAAAUACCAAAGGGCGACAGUAAAUUUAAAGAAAUUAUAAAGCCAAAGGUUUUGAAUAUUAUUAGAAAGUUACCAUUACAAUCUACAGUUGAAAAUUUACAUGACUUAACUGAUGAAAUUGUUGACCAAUUGUCACAAUUUCAUGAGAGCGUUCAAGAAGACGAGACUGAUAAUAAGGAUAAUAAAAUUAAAGAAAAUAUUAUGAAUUUCUGUGAAAAUGUGCCAGAAUUAGCCAACAUUGAUUUUUCUGAUGAACCAUAUUUAAUAGAUGAACUUGUAAACAAAUUUAAAGAAUAUGAAAAUGAAAAUCUUAACGAUGAAGAUGUAAAAGAAAAAUUAAUGAGUGAAGUUCAAAAUUGGUUAAACGAUGUGGCCCAAACAAAGAAUAUACGAUUGAACUCCGACACCAAAAAUCAACUCAGCAUUAAAAUGCUAGAGCAUGUUCUGGGUACUGAUAAUAAUGAGUAUGAAAAUAAAUCGUCAGAUCUCGCUAGCACCCAAGUUUUUUUAGAGCCUUUGGAGAAAUGGUUUCAUAACAUACCACAAUUCAGAGGCGAAAAUCUUGCAGAAAAUAAAAAAGACCUUGCUAAAUUGGCAAAGGAUUUAAAAGAAAUUCAUUCUCGCAAACUGUCUAACGAAAGUACUAAUACAAAUAUGAAGAACUUAAUUUAUGAUUGGUUACAAAAUAAGUUCUCAGAAAAAGGAAUACAUGUAGAGACGAAAGAUUUGGAUAAUCAUGUCAAUAACAUACUAUCAGAUUUAACAGAGUUUAAAAGAAGCCAGAAAACAGAAGAAGAAGAUAGCCAUGUGGAUCAUGAUAAGGAUAUUAUGAAAUUAAUAAAUAAAUUUAACAAUAUUCGCAGAUCAUUGGACAGCACAACUCAAAUAAAUGAUGCUGUAUCAGAAUUCAUACAGUCCUUAUCAGAGAAUGUCGGAGUACAUGUCAGCGAAAAGGAUGUAAAAGCGUUGAAAGAUAAAUUGUUCGCAAGAUGGAGACAGACUUCUAAAAAGAGGAAGCGUUGGGAUAAACUUAAAGAGUCAUAUCCAACAAUACAGUCUAAAAUCAAAGAUAUUCUUAAAGAAUAUCCGAAUAGUUUAGGAAAUAGCAAUUUCGAUAAAAUUGGAGAUAAAAUUUUUGAUGCAAUAAAACAAAAUAUUGAAGAAAACAGUUUGCUCGAUUUAAACGAAUUAAAUUCCGAAAUAAAAAAUGUUCUCGAACAAGAAACAGAAUUAAAGAAAUCUGAUCAAGAUGAUUUGGCAAAUCGUAUAUUCACAAAAUUACAAAGAGUCCUUCCUCAAGAAGUAAUUCGGAGAUCCCGUGAAUUCGCAUCGGAUAUGGAAACAACAGCUGAGAAUAGUUCAGAACCAAAGAAAAAGCUGAAGAAACAAAAAAGUCCUAGAACUUUAAGUAUUGAAGACGGUGAUGAGAAAUAUAAAAUGCAAUACGGUCGCAAGAUGGAAUUACAAGCGGGUGAUGUACAAAAACGUCCGAAGCAUUCUAAAACAUUGUCAACCAUUUACCAAAGCAGUCAUUCAGAUCUUAAUGUUCAAAAUAGCAUAGAUUAUUCUGGUAACAGCUAUAAGAACCGUUUAGAUAAAAGUAAACCUGUAGCAUUCAACAAAAAUAAAAACAUCCGGACUUCAACACCGAUAUCUAAUAAAGAGAAGAAAAAAACAGCAGAUAUUGCUUCUGAUACAUCUAAAGAAACUUUCAGAGAGAGCUCAGGAAAAAAGACCCUGGGUAGAGAACUUUCAGAUGCAACUAAAUAUUAUAAUAAGAUCAAGAAUAUUGCAACGGACUUUCUUAAAAAUAACGAAAUAAUUAACACAGCUGAUUUGGAUACCGAUGAAAUAGUUAGCAGUAUAGGAUCGGAUUUCGUGGAACGACAAAAAUAUUUACAACUAUCAGGAAAAAAAUAUUCCGAGAAUGACGAACUCGAACAUUUGAAAUAUCAAAUAUUUAGGAAAAUAAAUAAAGUGAUCAGCCAAGACAAGAUUCCGAAAAUACUGUCCGAAAUAAAUGGUCUCCAUAGCCUUAUAAGGAAAGUAAGCACUCCGAACUUGGUGAUGUCUGAUAAAUCUAAGCUAGUUAACUCAAAAAUAGAUCAUGACAGCAUGUUCAACGUAAUAAAGGACUGGCUGAACAGUAUUUCUCCAAAGUUAUUAAACGACGGUAACAUUAAAAAUAAGUUGAAUUUAGCAAAGAAAAUUGCUAAUAAGUUAGAAAAUAUUGAAAAGGAUGGUAGUCAUGAUUACGAAAUGCAAAAGGAAAUAUUAAUGUGGCUGCAGAAUAUUUUAAAUCUUGAUGUUGAUAAAACAACUGAUGACAGAGCCGAGAGUAUUCACUCUCAACCUAACGAGUUUAGUUCUACCAAAACAUUAGAACAAGAAUCUAGUACAGAUGUUGAUGAAAGUAUUUUACAGUCUAUAUUAGAAUGGAUAAAAAGCACUUCAUUUCAUAAAAUGGCUACACCAGAAGAAAAAGAUUUGCAAAAAAAUUUAGCAUUAUUCUUAGCUGCAAAUCUAAAUAAAAUUUUGAAAGACCCUAAUAUUAAAGAUGACGAGAAAAAUAACCUUUUAAUGGAAGAAGUUCAAAAAUAUUUGAAAACUAUUAUAAGUGACGAUAAAUAUAAAAAUAAUUCCUAUUGUACCAAAGCUGCAGCUGAUCUUGUUGAUAAUAUAAAAAAUAAGUUAACUGCAGAAAAUAAAUUACCAGAGACAGUGACAAAAUCGAAUACUACGGAUGGUUUAAAUGAAAAUGAAGAUUUAAUACGACAAAUUGUAACUUCAUGGUGCGAUAAUCUUCCGAUUCAUUUGGGACACGACAGUAAAAGCAAAGAAGAGGAAGAAAAACUGAAGCAGGAGAUAGCUAAGCAAAUUUUAGAGAAUUCAAAUAUAUUAAAUCUUGAUGCAAGUUCCGAUAUCCCAUUAAAUGUUAUAAUAUCGGAUGAAAUUGAUAAAAUAUUUGAAAAUGUGCCCAUGACUAGAGAACUAGAGAAAAGCUUACCCGUUUUGAAAUCCAUCUUGAUAGACAAAAUAGUAAAGGCAAAGACUAAACCUAAUGCAGAAAAUAAAAAAGAAUUACAAGAUACAUUUAAUGAAACCCUCCAAGAAAUAGAAAAUGUCUCAAACUUAAACAGCUCAUCAUUUGUUUUACUAAAAGACAAGCUAGUUAAUGCAUUUUUGGAUCUGCAUCAUGACGAAUGUGUUGACGAUGAAUUUCGUGAUCAAUUAAAAGAUGAAUUGGGCGAUGUAGUUCAUAAUUUUUGUCACAAAUAUCUGCAGCGUAGUCCAUCCAUGCCGCUAAACACAGAAGAACUUCGACGCAAUUUAUCUGAUACCAUGAAGAAAGCAUUGAAAAUAAGAUUCAGUGAUAGGACUAAAAAAUCUCCUACACAUUCAUUAACUCAAUUCUUACCAAGUUCAUCAUUAAGUCCUAAAGACAAAGACCAUUUAGACAGAAUAAGAAAAAGAGUGACUAGUUACCAUCAAAAACAGAGUAUUGUAAUUCCAACAAGGGGUUUGUGUUGUCAUUUAAAAGAUAUAGAAAUACAAACUGAUCUUGAAGUUAGGGUGGAAGACUACACACAGACUUCGAAAACAUUGUUGACUGAAGCUGGAAGUUUUAAUAGAGAAAUAUUCCCACAAGUCGUUAUCAAAGAGUAUUACUGGGAUUCAAAUGAAUCGAAGCAAAGCUUGCAAACGCUGGGACCACCAGAAGUGUCAUCUCCUAAGAGAACGACUAAAACGAAAGAAACAAGGAAUUCUCAAAACCAGACUGAGAUAAAGCUGAUUAAUAAAUGUAGAAAAGAGCAUAUUUCUCAGCAAUGCCCAGAUGCAAAUACUGUUAGAGAAUCAACGUCGACGUGUGGACCUAGAUGUCAAAAUACUCCGAAUCUGCCACCACUUAGAGAGUUAUGUGACAGACAGCAACAAAGAGAGAAUUUUUCGCAACAACGAAGAUGCAAUAGGAACAACAAUGGAUAUUUUAAUAAUAAUACCAACGAGAGGUGCUGGUGGGACCAACCAGGCAUCCUUGAACACACCAAAUACACUGGAAGAAGGCGAUUAGAAGAUUCGGCAACAUUACCAGAUGACAGAAUAGUUUUAAGAAGGAGAAUGUGCUUCACUUCUGAUAGAAGUAAAGAGCAUACGUGUUGUGAUCGCAACGCAAAUUGGAGAUUAAGACCGAACACUUGUAGGCUACCGAAUAGAUGCGGCAAUAAAGCAAGACAUUGUACAAAAUGUUCAGGAGUAAGGUUACUUCUUCUGGGCAUCGUAGGCUGUGCCUACGGUCGUCCCCAGGGCAAUGACCUCCAAACCCUGGAUGCAGAUAUGCCGAUUCUACCCACAAGUUUGAUAGACGAUGUGCUACAAAACGGAUGUCCAAAGGAUUUCAGUGGACAAUUACUUAUGCCACAUAAAUUAGAAUGCAAUAAGUAUUACUACUGUGAUCAUGGCGAACUAAAGGAAUCGACAUGUCCGGACUUUAAGCUGUUCAACUUCGAGAAACAGCAAUGUGACUGGCAAGAAAACGUGGAUUGUCUUUAUGACAACAAGUACAACAAUGAACCAGAAGUUGGAUAUGCCAUCGAUGCUCAGAGUCCAAUCUUCGAGCAACUCUCGAACGGUUGUCCAUCAGACUUUAGUAUAAACUGGCAUUUACCUCACGAAAAUGAUUGCAACAAAUUCUACCAAUGUGUCUUUGGAGGGAAAGUAUUGCAAUCAUGUCCCAGCAGUCUGCAUUUCAGUGCCCAACUACAGGUAUGCGUUUUUCCUGAACAAGCUGGAUGUAAUGGAAGUAAUGGUGGAGGAGGAAGUGGCGAAGGAGGAGGAGGAGACGGUGGCAACGGAGGAGGCGGAGGCAAUGGUGGUGGUGGAGGCAACGGUAGUGGCGGAGGAGGAGGAGGUGGCGGAGGAGGAGGUGGAGGUGGCGGAGGAGGAGGUGGCGGAGGAGGAGGUGGAGGUGGCGGAGGAGGAGGCGGAGGUGGCGGAGGUGGCGGAGGUGGCGGAGGUGGCGGAGGAGGAGGUGGAGGAGGCGGAGGUGGCGGAGGAGGAGGAGGUGGAGGCAACGGAGGCGGCGGCGGAAACGAAGGAGGGGGAGGCAAUGGAGGUGGCGGAGGCAACGGAGGUGGUGGAGGCAACGGAGAUGGUGGAGGCAACGGAGGUGGCGGAGGUGGCGGAGGUGGCGGAGGAGGAGGUGGAGGAGGCGGAGGUGGCGGAGGAGGAGGAGGUGGAGGCAACGGAGGCGGCGGCGGAAACGAAGGAGGGGGAGGCAAUGGAGGUGGCGGAGGCAACGGAGGUGGUGGAGGCAACGGAGAUGGUGGAGGCAACGGAGGUGGUGGAGGCAACGGAAGUGGUGGAGGCAACGGAGGUGGUGGAGGCAACGGAGGUGGUGGAGGCAACGGAGAUGAUGGAGGCAACGGAGGUGGUGGAGGCAACGGAGGUGGUGGAGGCAACGGAGGUGGUGGAGGCAACGGAGGUGGUGGAGGCAACGGAGGUGGUGGAGACAACGGAGGUGGUGGAGGCAACGGAGGUGGUGGAGGCAACGGAGGUGGUGGAGGCAACGGAGGUGGUGGAGGCAACGGAGGUGGUGGCGGCAACGGGGGUGGUGGAGGCAACGGAGGUGGUGCUGGAGAAGGUGGAGGUGGCGGAGGCGGCGGAGGUGGAGGUGGCGGAGGUGGUGGAGACUUUGACAAGUUACCGAAUGGCUGCCCAUCAGACUUUCAUAUUAAUUGGCACCUUCCUCAUGAAUCUGACUGUACCAAAUUCUAUCACUGCGCCUUUGGAAACAGAGUAGAAAAAUCAUGCCCUGCAGGAUUACAUUUUAAUCCAAAAUCGCAGGUAAUUGUUCAGUUUGUGAUUGGCCUCGUAGCGCUGGUUGUAGCUCUGAUAAUGGAGGUGGCGGAGGCGGAGGCGGAGGCGGAGGAGGAGGCGGAGGUGGAGGAGGAGGUGGAGGCGGAGGAGGAGGCGGAGGUGGUGGAGGCGGAGAAGGAGGCGGAGGUGGAGGAGGAGGAGGUGGCGAAGGUGGUGGAGGCGGAGGAGGAGGCGGAGGUGGCGGAGGAGACUUUGACAAGUUACCGAACGGCUGCCCAUCAGACUUUCACAUUAAUUGGCACCUUCCUCAUGAAUCUGACUGCACCAAAUUUUAUCACUGCGCCUUUGGAAACAGAGUUUGUGAUUGGCCUCGUAGCGCUGGUUGUAGCUCUGAUAAUGGAGGUGGCGGAGGCGGAGGCGGAGGCGGAGGAGGAGGCGGAGGUGGAGGAGGAGGUGGAGGCGGAGGAGGAGGCGGAGGUGGUGGAGGCGGAGAAGGAGGCGGAGGUGGAGGAGGAGGAGGUGGCGAAGGUGGUGGAGGCGGAGGAGGUGGAGGUGGCGGAGAAGGUGGAGGUGGCGGAGAAGGUGGUGGAGGUGGUGGAGGAGGUGGUGGCGGAGAAGGUGGAGGUGGCGGAGAAGGUGGAGGAGGUGGUGGAGGAGGUGGUGGAGGUGGUGGCGGAGAAGGUGGAGGUGGCGGAGAAGGUGGAGGUGGCGGAGAAGGUGGAGGUGGCGGAGAAGGUGGUGGAGGUGGUGGCGGUGGUGGCGGAGAAGGUGGAGGUGGCGGAGAAGGUGGAGGAGGAGGCGGAGGUGGAGGAGGAGGCGGAGGUGGUGGAGGAGGAGGCGGAGGUGGUGGAGGAGGAGGUGGAGGAGGAGGUGGAGGAGGAGGCGGAGGUGGAGGUGGAGGUGGAGGUGGAGGUGGAGGUGGUGGAGGCGGAGGCGGAGGUGGCGGAGGCGGAGGCGGAGGCGGAGGUGGCGGAGGUAGUACUGAGGAUGAUAGAUGCCAAAAAGAAUGUCAUGUUCCCCAUUGGCCACAUGAAACGGACUGUGACAAGUUCUGGCGUUGUGAGGGAAAAACUAAGGUUCUUGGUGUUUGUUCUGAGGGUUUACAGUUCAACCCGAAAACUCAGACGUGUGAUUAUAAAUGCAACGUCAAAUGUCGAAGGGAAUUCGUGCAGUCUACUGCACUACAAGAUGGCUUGA